This is a messenger RNA of Brassica napus (rape), 1023 nucleotides long. RefSeq names its product 2-C-methyl-D-erythritol 2,4-cyclodiphosphate synthase, chloroplastic. Gene Ontology annotation, molecular function: 2-C-methyl-D-erythritol 2,4-cyclodiphosphate synthase activity. The transcript is spliced from 4 exons. Gene Ontology annotation, biological process: terpenoid biosynthetic process. The coding region runs from base 60 to 866 and encodes 268 amino acids. The record is from RefSeq and is a predicted model, not a curated record. Lineage: Eukaryota; Viridiplantae; Streptophyta; Magnoliopsida; Brassicales; Brassicaceae.
UAAAAAUAAUAAAGUAAAAUGUUGUGGCUGGUUGACUGGGGAGAGAGAUCAGAGAAGUGAUGGCUAUGGCUACUUCGACUCAGCUAUCUUCUUCUUUGUUUCACUCUCAAAUUACAAAAAAGCCCUUCCUUCUCCCACCGGCGGCGGCGCCGAUCAGCGUUCAUGGUUUCUCUACACGGAGGCCAAAGUCUCUCUCUUUUUCUUCUGUCUCAGCUUCGGCUGCCUCUUCCGCCGUCGACGUCACUGAACCAGUGAAGAAAUCAGUGAGAACGCUUCCGUUUAGAGUAGGUCACGGGUUCGAUCUGCAUAGGUUAGAGCGAGGGUACCCUCUGAUAAUCGGAGGGAUUGAUAUCCCUCACGAUAGAGGCUGCGAAGCUCACUCCGAUGGGGAUGUGUUACUCCAUUGUGUAGUGGAUGCGAUCUUGGGAGCGUUAGGGCUUCCUGAUAUAGGCCAGAUUUUCCCUGAUUCUGAUCCUAAGUGGAAAGGAGCUGCAUCCUCUGUCUUCAUCAAAGAAGCUGUGAGACUCAUGGACGAGGCAGGGUACGAGAUAGGAAACCUAGACGCCACAUUGAUUCUACAGAGACCGAAGAUUAGUCCACACAAGGAGACAAUCCUAUCCAAUCUCUCCAAGCUUCUUGGUGCAGAUCCUUCUGUUGUGAACUUAAAAGCUAAAACCCAUGAGAAAGUUGAUAGCCUUGGAGAAAACAGAAGCAUUGCAGCUCAUACUGUUAUUCUCCUCAUGAAGAAGCAUGGUAAGUUUGGAAUCUCUGUCGCUCCCUUUCAGCAGAUUCAAUUCUUAAACCAUAAAGAUCCCGAAAAGGCCAAAACAGAAAAAGAAAAAAAAAGCUUUGCCUUAUCAAUAUAAAAACUCGUACAAGACAAAAAUAUCAGCUUCAUGUGUCAUUGUUUCAAAUUCAUAACCCCUAAACGAACCCCAAAAAUAGAGAAUGUAUGUAUUUCAAAAGAUUGGUUUUUAAUCAAAAAAUUCAUGCACAAUAAAAAAAAAAUAUCGUUUAUUUGUA